Rhopilema esculentum is the source of this 1669-nucleotide messenger RNA. RefSeq names its product pre-B-cell leukemia transcription factor 1. Gene Ontology annotation, cellular component: nucleus. Gene Ontology annotation, biological process: regulation of DNA-templated transcription. NCBI's taxonomy places the organism in Eukaryota, Metazoa, Cnidaria, Scyphozoa, Rhizostomeae, Rhizostomatidae. The record is from RefSeq and is a predicted model, not a curated record. Gene Ontology annotation, molecular function: DNA-binding transcription factor activity, RNA polymerase II-specific; DNA binding.
GUGAUGUGAUGCAGACAUACCGAAUGUUGUUGAAGCCUAGUUUGAGACACGAGGAGGAACAUGGCUGCCUCCCAACAACAAUCGUCGAACACCCUACCCCAAAAUGUAGCCGGCAUCCUUCAACAACCGUCAAUUGAUCACCAAAACAUAGGGAAUGGACAGGAAGAGUUGCCAGAAUACAGAAAACAAGAGAUCGGAGAUAUCUUACAGCAGAUAAUGAACAUAACAGAUCAGUCACUUGAUGAGGCCCAAGCCAGGAAGCAUGCUUUGAACUGCCACAGAAUGAAGCCUGCACUGUUCAGUGUUCUAUGCGAAAUAAAAGAAAAAACAGUUUUAAGUAUCAGAGGGUCUCAAGAUGAAGACCAAACAGAUCCUCAGCUUAUGCGACUUGAUAAUAUGUUAUUGGCUGAGGGUGUAGCUGGACCAGACAAGUCUGGAAACGCAGCGUUGGCUGCUGCUGCUGUACACGAUUCACAAAUUGAAAACACAGAAUAUAAGCAAAAACUGGCCCAGAUAAGACAAAUUUAUCACACAGAACUGGAGAAAUAUGAGCAGGCAUGCACUGAAUUCACAACUCACGUGAUGAAUCUGCUGAGAGAGCAAUCUAGAACAAGGCCAAUAUCUGCUAAAGAAAUUGAAAGAAUGGUCAGCAUUAUUCACAAGAAAUUCAGUUCAAUUCAAAUGCAGCUUAAACAAAGUACAUGCGAAGCUGUAAUGAUACUGCGAUCAAGAUUCCUUGAUGCCAGGCGUAAAAGGCGGAAUUUCAGCAAACAAGCAACAGAGAUUUUAAAUGAGUAUUUCUACUCACAUUUAAGUAACCCAUACCCAAGUGAAGAGGCGAAAGAAGAUUUGGCUAGAAAAUGCAAUAUUACAGUCGCACAAGUUUCAAAUUGGUUCGGAAAUAAGCGAAUCCGUUAUAAGAAAAACAUUGGCAAAGCCCAGGAAGAAGCCAGUUUGUAUGCUGCGAAAGCUCAACAUAGCUCGUCAGCAUCAGUUUCUACUUCUGUGGGUAAUUCGGCUGGACCAGGAUCAGGAUCAACUUCAGCUCAAGGUCAAAGAGGUGUAUCUACUGAAGGUGAGGGCUUUAGUGCACCAAUCAAUGGUACAGAUUUUCAUGGUGGUAGUGCAGUAGGCAUCAAUGUGCAGUCACAGGUGAAUGAAAUUAGACACGUGAUUGAUGAGACUGGGUCUACUGACCGGCCACAGCAGUCAUUCCCUAAUCAAACCCAAGCAGGCAAGCCUUCAAGUUUCAGCAGUCUCUUUGACUCGAUAAAUGCAUGGGCUGGAAAAGCGGAUGAGGGCAAAGAUGAAGACAAUGAAGAUGAUUUAGGAAGCGAUGAAGAUAAUGACCCUGAGAACGAGGGUUGAAUCAAUAAGUUGCCUUGCUGAAGAUGUUGCUAUAGAAUUCUACAAAAGGUCAGACCAGAACAGAACUUUAUCAGAACGGAGGAGUAUUUCUUUUAAUGAUUUUUAGGCUUCUAAACAAUAUCUUCGGUUAUAGAAAUUUUAUCGAGUUUAGUUAUGUUGUUAUUCAUGAUUUGUUAGUUAUAGAUAGAUUUUUUUAUAGAUUAUAUUUGUUAUUACAGUAAAAAGAAAUGAGAGUCAAUUGAUCCUAUCGGAUAAAUUUUUGAGUAGAAUGGUGUUAUAUUAGAUCACAUUCAGUAAAUCA